Molecule: messenger RNA, 2159 nt
Organism: Lacerta agilis (Sand lizard)
Lineage: Eukaryota; Metazoa; Chordata; Lepidosauria; Squamata; Lacertidae
Exons: 3
Biological process (GO): DNA integration
Molecular function (GO): zinc ion binding; nucleic acid binding
Source: RefSeq, a predicted model, not a curated record
AUGGCACCUAAGAACAUUGAGGACUGCUCUUUCGAUGAGCUAACAAAGGCAAUGACAGGGCACCUUGCACCCCAGCCGUCAAAGAACCACCGCCGUUACGAUUUUGCCCACAGAGAGCAACAAGCGCAUGAGUCAGUAAAUGAGUAUAUUGCUGCUCUCAGGGAAAUUGCGAUGUAUUGUCAAUUCACUAACCUGGAGGAGCGUCUGUUGGAAAGGUUCAUCGUUGGCGUGCGAGACAGCCAUCUCCGCCGCAAGCUGCUGGCGAAAGAUGACAUCACGAUGGCCACUGCCAUGAAUAUGGCCAUGGCUUCCGAGAAGGAUAAUGCCCACGGAAGGGCCCCAAUUUCCCGAGCAGAAGGGGGGACCCAUCGUGUUCAGCGAGACCGUUCAUCUUCUGGCGAUUCCCCCGAGGAUGUCCACCGAACCCUAGGCCAACCCGACCGCAACCGCCGCUCCCAAGCUGCGCGCAAGUCGAACCAGCAUCAGUCCAACCCACACAGCACCUGUGCCAGUUGUGGAGAGAACCAUGAUCGUAAGACAUGCAGGUUCCGUGACGUCACGUGUCGAGGCUGUGGCAAAGCCGGGCACAUCAUGCGUGUCUGCCAUUCCAAGAACGCAGGAAUACGACCCAGACAACGCGUGCACGAGGCCCUCGAAGAGGUGGAGUUGCAGUCAAUCUCUUCAGACAGGGUAUAUCAGUUUCCAUCCCUGGGAUCUAAUAAGCUUAGGGUGCAAGUUAGAAUCGAGGGAAAGCUGUGCAAUAUGGAGCUGGAUACCGGCUCAUCGUAUUCCAUAAUAUCGGACAAGACAUUUAGAGAGCUUUUUCCCAAACGGCCCCCACCUCUCCGACCAGCCACUGUGGUGUUACGAGACUUCCAGAGAAAUAUAAUUCAGCUAAGGGGGUCAAGGCUCGUAGAGUUCCGUUUGCGCUCAAACCCAAAAUUGAGGAGGGGUUGGCCUGAAAAGCCAGGACCGGAAUUCUCAAGCUUCACAGCUCGCAAAGACGAGUUGUCGUCACACAGGGGGUGUAUACUGUGGGGUAGCCGAGUCAUAGUUCCCCCCUCACUUAGGAGAAAGGUCUUAGAAGGUUUGCACGUGUCCCAUCCGGGAAUAGUCCGGAUGAAGGCACUGGCCCGGAGUUACGUCUGGUGGCCGGGCAUAGAUGCCGAGAUUGAAGGGUGGGUUAAACAUUGUGAACCCUGCCAAGUGUCGCGGCCGGAUCCCCCCAAGGCACCAGUUCAGUCCUGGGAAUCCACACGGUCCCCAUGGUCCAGGGUGCACAUAGAUUAUGCAGGGCCCUUCCAGGGCCAACUGUUCCUCAUCGUGGUGGAUUCCCAUUCCAAGUGGCUCGAGGUGACACCGACCUCCACCAUGUCCAGUAGGGUGACUAUAAACUCACUCAGGAAGUUAUUUGCCACACACGGCUUGCCUGACACCCUGGUGAGUGACAAUGGAACAGCUUUCACUUCAGCGGAAUUCCAAGAGUUUGUGUCUAAGAAUGGAAUCCUUUUUUUGGCUCAACACGUCACCCCAAGUGCAACCACUGGCCAUAGCCCAGCUGAGUUGCUUAUGGGAAGGAGGCUCACUACUCUCCUGGAUCGCAUACAUCCCGACAGGGCCUUAGAGCAGUGACCACACACCAUGGAGCGGAAAGCACCUAAGGGAUUUGCCCCAGGGGAUCCUGUAUAUGUUCGGAACUAUGGGUUUGGACCAGGUUGGGUACCAGGCACCAUUGAGCGUUGUACAGGGCCGGUUUCCUAUGAGGUGAGGCUGGAGGGUGGACUGGUUUGGAAAAGACACCUCGACCAGAUCAGACCCCGGUCAUCUCCCGACCCAGUACGGCCAGCGGAACCACAGGGUAGUGCAACAGACGCAGCUGGUGACUUGGCAACUGGGACAAGUGGGGAAACGGAGGGUGUGCCGCCAACCGAGACACCUCAACAGUGCGAUCCUGGGCCGGUGCCCACAGCAGCCCCGCAACCGGCAACACCUGCAGAGCCGCCUCGGUUGAUGGCACCAAUCAGCAAACAGGGACUUGGAGAUGUUCCUCAGUCGCAGGUGCAGACCCCGGAACUGCGACGGUCCCAAAGAGAACGUAAACGUCCAACACACCUUAAAGAUUUUAUUUGUUCAUAAUGUUUGGAAUUUGGGGGGAGGGG